AUGUAUGAUGAACUUUAUUAUGAUCAGCUUCACUCUGCAAAAGCUCUUACCCCCCCCCCCCCCUCCGUGAGCGAACAAAAAAAUUUUGUUCGCUCACGGAGGGGGGUUAAUUUUUUUUUUUUUAAAAAAAAUUUAUAUAUAAAUUUUAUAAAAAAUAUUUUUUUCGAAAUUUAAAAAAAUCCUAAUUUGCAAAAAUUGGGAAGCAAAUAUUAAUUUAAUUUGCAAAAUUUAUGUUUUAAAACGCAAUUUGUUUAAAAUUAAACAGAAUUAGCUCUAGAUUUCAUUAUACUAAUUAUCACUUAUAUAUCAAAAUUUUUUUCCAUUAAAAUUUUUUCUAUUAAAAAAAUUUUUGUUCACUCACGGAGGGUGGGUUUUUGGUCAAAAAAUGGCGAUUUUUCUAAUGGUUUUGUUCGCUCACGGAGGGGGGGGGGGGAGUUAGCACCUCAAAUCUCUUCUCAUAUUCAAUAUCUUCAGUAUACUCUUCAGCUUUUUCACUUACAUCCGAUUUCAAUGAUUGCACCGAAAAAGACUUAAAACUUUUAUACACAAAACCCAAGCCAUCAAUUAAUCAUAAACCUUCAUUAUUCAGUGAAGAUAUUUGUCUUGCCCAUGAUAAUUUUUUAGAAAAUUCCAAUAGUUUUCAAGAAAAAUCUCAAAUUGAAAAUAUUUUAAAUAAAGCAUCACCAAAUUUAUAUAAAAUUUCACAAACCAAGAAUGGUACAAGAUGAAUUCAAAAGCUAAUUACUGCCGUUUCGCAAAAUUCUCUAUAUAUAGAAAUUAUUGCAAAUAGCUUAAAAUCACAUGUUAUCGAGCUUUCUAAAGAUCUUAAUGGAAACUAUGUAAUACAAAAAUGUUUGAGUACUUUUUCUCCUAUAAAAAAUCAAAUCAUUUUUGAUGAAAUCAAUGAAAAUUUAAUAGAAAUUUCUAUAAAUAAGCAUGGCUGCUGCGUAGUACAAAGGUGCAUUGAUGCAGCUUUGCCUUAUCAACUAGAAAAUUUGGUAGGAAAUAUCAUCAAGCAUACUACUUUUCUUAUUAAUGAUCCGUUUGGGAACUAUGUACUUCAAUACGUAAUAAGUCUAGGAAAACCUGAUAUAAACUCCAAGCUCGCUAUGAUUUUUCUGAAAGAUAUUAAAAAUUAUGCUUCUCAAAAAUAUUCUUCAAAUGUAAUAGAAAAAUGUCUGCAAGCCAAUACCCCAGAAACUCAGCAAAUAAUUAUUAAAGAAAUUUCCAAGCCUGAAAAUUUUGAAAAAAUGAUAUUUGACCAAUAUGCAAAUUAUGGUAAUUAUUAUAUAGUAAUUCAGCGUGCUCUUUCUAUUGCAGAGCCUGAGCUAUUAAGCCAAAUGCUAUAUUCUAUAAAAACACUUAUGGGAAAAUUAAAGCAUAGUAAAUAUGGCAGAAGAAUUUGUUCAAAAUUGUUAGAAAGCCAUCCAAACUUAAAUAAAUAA
Molecule: messenger RNA, 1445 nt
Organism: Blepharisma stoltei
Lineage: Eukaryota; Ciliophora; Heterotrichea; Heterotrichida; Blepharismidae
Source: the annotation of a GenBank genome assembly